Messenger RNA from Spinacia oleracea (spinach), 927 nucleotides. RefSeq names its product putative F-box protein At3g24700. Gene Ontology annotation, molecular function: protein binding. NCBI's taxonomy places the organism in Eukaryota, Viridiplantae, Streptophyta, Magnoliopsida, Caryophyllales, Amaranthaceae. The transcript has 2 exons. Bases 1 to 927 code for a protein of 308 amino acids. The record is from RefSeq and is a predicted model, not a curated record.
AUGGCGGAUAAAUCAAGCCGCAGAUAUCAAAAUUGUACACCAACAUGCUUCAACUUUUUCACAAAAAUUCUACCUUCGAUCCUAAAAAAGAAGAAAACCGGUCGCCGGCUUCCAUUAGAGCUCGAAUCUAACAUUCUCCAAAGGAUCCCGGCCAAACCCCUGCUCGGCUUAAAACGCGUUUGUAAGCGUUGGCGUGAUGAAAUUAAAAACCCUUAUUUCAUAAAAUCCCACAUAGGUAAAUUUCAAAUUCAUAAUGCAAAUUCCACGUCACUCAUCCUCUUUGGUUACGGUGAAUUACAAUGUAACCUAUAUUCAUUAAAUUAUCGCAAAUCUACUUUAGAGUUUAAGAAGUUAGCUGGACAUGAUUCUAACUUUGUUGGUGGUGGUUGCAAUGGUUUGGUCUGUUUUCUAAAAUUUGAUGAUAUGGGAUUGGGUAUGGUAUGGUUUUCGCUACACAACCCGGUAACCGGUACAACCAUAAACAACAUACCUCACUUGGUUGUACCAAACGGCUACCAUGAAAAGUUGGUUGUGUUGGGUUAUGAUUGCAUUAACGACGAUUAUAAGAUUUUUUAUUCAGUUCAAGACAUCUAUAACAACAAUAAUGAUAAUAAUGAAAGUGAUACUACUUGGUUGUACAGUUUGAAGAGAAUUUCAUGGAAAAGCUUAAAACCUCCUCCACGUAGAUAUAGUUGCGGUGUUUCUAAUAAUACGUCGUCGUAUUGGUUAAUUCGAAAAUCCGACUUUACAUACGACGGUGUAUCCGGGUUUGAUUUCGAGAGUGAAGAGUAUUAUGACGUAAUACCAAUGCCAAAUGAUGACAUAAUACCAAUGCCAAAUGAUGACGAUGUUUUCUACUCGUGUGAUGAUGACGAUGUUUUAGACUCGUCUGAUGAUGACGAUGUUUUGUACGACCAAGUUGGGUAA